ACUGAACUGGUGUCGAAGUUGCAAAGUGCGUGAAGCUUUCUCGUCCCCAAAUGUUAUGCUGGAGGAAGUGCGCUUUCGUUUCCUACACAAACAUUCACAUCGAAAACAGAGCGAGGCAAGUUAAUUAUUAUUCUAGGCAUGGAUGGGUUCGACGCGGUCAUUUAUGCCUCGGUGUCCUCAGGACUGGGUGUACUUUGAUAAGUGGAUUGAGGAUUGAUGGGCAGGGUUACUUCCCGCCUCCACACUGAAACUCCCGGACGGAAUAAAGAGCUGGCUGCUUGCUGUCUCUUGUAGAAGGGAUUCAGUGCACGCUUUCACAGGCUGGAGAGAAGCGUUCAGCAGCCCAGCUUCGCCCACUGAACUAUCUGAAGCGUCUGUGUUUGUACCCGAACACUGUACAAGGACACCUCGCCGUCGCUGGAUGUAGUGGAGGGACGAGCGUUGUAUCUGCAACUUUAAAUACUUUUCUGCCAGGAGCAACAGCGGAAGGAUUUCAAUUGUAACAUUGGACAACCCCCUCUGGCCAACAUGGACAGGACACCUUGCGUACGAUGUGCUGACUGCGUUCUCUGAAGUCCGAGAUGCUUUAGUACGCCCAGCAGAUCCAUUGGGCCCAUGCUAACCGGUGUGGAGAUGUCUUUGGCCCAUAAUUUCCCAGUGAAUGAGAUUAUCAAUCAACACUAUAACUACUCCGGAAAGUUGGACAGGAGGGUGAAGGGCGGUUCUGCCACAGUUAAGAUUGUAAUAAUUCUCCUGGCUUGUGUACUGAUUGUGGUGGAGAAUGUGAUGGUCCUCGUGGCCAUUUGGAAGAACAAGAAGUUCCACACGCGGAUGUAUUACUUCAUCGGCAACCUUGCCCUGUCCGACCUCUUGGCCGGCGUGGCUUAUGUGAUCAACAUCCUGAUGUCCGGUGACCGGACUCUCACCCUGACGCCGAACCUAUGGUUCGUCAGGGAGGGGAGCAUGUUCGUCGCCCUGUGCGCGUCCACUUUCAGCUUGCUGGCCAUCGCCAUCGAGCGACACAUGACCAUGGUGAAGAUGCGGCCCUACGACUCCAAGAAGCAGUACCGCGUCUUCCUGCUCCUGGGGGCUUGCUGGAUUAUCUCCGUCCUUCUGGGAAUCCUGCCCAUCACCGGCUGGAACUGCAUCGGCCACCUCCCGUGGUGCUCCACCAUCUUGCCGCUCUACGCCAAGCAUUACGUGGCCUUCUGCGUCACCAUCCUCACCGUAAUCCUGCUGGCCGUGGUGAUUCUGUACGUCCGCAUCUACCGCCUGGUCAACUCCAGCGGCCGCAAGGUCACGGGGCGCAAAAGCCCUCACGGCGCCCAGUCAGAACGGGCCAUGGCGCUGUUGCGCACGGUCAUGAUCGUCCUGGGCGUCUUCAUCGCCUGCUGGUCGCCCCUCUUUGUCUUCCUGAUGCUCGACGUAGCCUGCAGCCCCAAGCAGUGCUCUGUCCUGUACAAGGCGGACUGGUGCGUGGCCCUGGCCGUGCUCAACUCUGCCCUGAACCCCAUCAUCUACACCCUCACCAGCCGCGAGAUGCGGGGCGCAUUCUUCAGGCUGCUCUGCUGCUGUUUCCUGGGCUCCCGUGUGGCCAGAAGCCUGCCCAUCGCGCCGACUGGCGACAACAGCAAGAGCAAGUCCAGUGGCAGCAACUUCAACAAACCAAAGGAAGCGAUUGACUCCCCGACCAUGCUGAUAUCCGCCUGUAUUGUCAAGACCAGUGACUUCUCCCUUGAGAAGGGGAAAUCAUGAACAUCCCUCUUGACGAGAAACUUGUGUUGGGACUGUGAUUCAAACACUAUUGGCAUCAAGUGUGAACACAUCAACUAUCAGCGUUACAAACUGCACAGUACGGGUGUCACAGGUUAUGGGGAGAAGGCAGGAGAAUGGGUUUAGGAGAAAUAGAUCAGCCAUGAAUGAAUGGCGGAGUAGACUUGAUGGGCCGAAUGGCCUAAUUCUACUCCUAUUCCUUAUGACAUCACAAUAGCACCACGGCGUUGCUGGCUUUCACUGGUUAAAGCAUAUGGUGACUGCAGCGGUCUUGUCCAUUCUCUGGCCCAAAUGUCACCACGUCCUAGGUACAUGGAGUGGUGGUGAUGUAUGCACUACUUACAGUCUGGUCCCUGACACAUCUCGGCUUCAAGCCCCCCUGAAUGGGGAGGGGAUCGGGAAGUGGAAGACACUAGUGAUUGUAGCAGGCAGAAAGUAAGAAGGAUCUCGACCCGAAACGCCACCCAUUCCUCCUCUCCAGAGAUGCUGCCUGUCCCGCUGAGUUACUCCAGCAUUUUGUCUCUAAGUACAAUCAUUAGGCAAGCAAGUUCAGGCACAGAACGACGUGGGAAAAUAUUCAUCAAGCGUGGUUCAGUUUAGUUUAGAGAUACAGAUACAGCGUGGGAACGGGCCCUUCGGCCCACCGAGUCCACACCAACCAGCAAUCACCCCGUACACUAGCAGUAUCCUACACACUGGGGAAAACUUACAAUUUUUACCAAAGCCUAUUAACCGACAGACCUGUAUGUCGUUGGAGUGUGGGAGGAAACCGAAGCACCCGGAGAAAACCCACGCAGGUCACAGGGAGAACGAACAAACUCUGUACAGACUGUACCCAUAGUCAGGAUCGAACCCGGGUCUCUGGCGCUGUAAAGCAGCAACUCUACCGCUGUGCCACUGUGCCACCCUAAAUCUCUUGUUUGCCCUUGUCUCACUUGUACCACACUACAGGCACAUAUGUAGCAUAUGAGGAUAUGGGGUGUAUCCUUAGUUUGGCCCAUUGAAAUCCUGCAUUGCUUGUAAGGGCCAAUAUUGGAUCUAGAAAAGCUUAAGGGACGUCAUGCUCACAAAGUCUUAUCAAUACCGAGGAGCAGGCCCCAACCACAGUCGAACCUUAGACUUACAAUUGGCAUGAAAACUAGUAAGUAAAUGCAGACUUGACGAUUGGAAGGUGCCACAUUAAGUACAAGUUAAUAUAGAUGGUUUUAGUAAAUCCUUCAAGGGGCCUGUUUAUUGUGCACUAUUUAUUAAAUCUUGUGAUUACCUGUUUUCUGUUUGAGCCAUGUAAAAAAUGAACCUUUAUCAGCAAUGUUCAUUUUGAAUUGUACGUAUGUUAUUAGUUAAAAGUGUGUCGUGGUCAUGGAGGCUAUACUAUAUAGAUUACCAAUGUACUGUAUGUCAAAGUAUUACUGUAUAACAGUGGACACGUGUGAGACAAAAUGCACUUUGAUUAAUAAAUAUUCUGUGAUAGCUUUA
Amblyraja radiata (thorny skate) is the source of this 3249-nucleotide messenger RNA. RefSeq names its product sphingosine 1-phosphate receptor 3-like. The transcript has 2 exons. Bases 616 to 1755 code for a protein of 379 amino acids. Lineage: Eukaryota; Metazoa; Chordata; Chondrichthyes; Rajiformes; Rajidae. Gene Ontology annotation, biological process: G protein-coupled receptor signaling pathway. Gene Ontology annotation, molecular function: sphingosine-1-phosphate receptor activity. Gene Ontology annotation, cellular component: membrane. The record is from RefSeq and is a predicted model, not a curated record.